Molecule: messenger RNA, 14059 nt
Organism: Zootoca vivipara (common lizard)
Lineage: Eukaryota; Metazoa; Chordata; Lepidosauria; Squamata; Lacertidae
Gene: ZBTB7B
Product: zinc finger and BTB domain containing 7B
Biological process (GO): positive regulation of gene expression; regulation of transcription by RNA polymerase II
Molecular function (GO): protein binding; DNA-binding transcription factor activity, RNA polymerase II-specific; RNA polymerase II cis-regulatory region sequence-specific DNA binding
Source: RefSeq, a predicted model, not a curated record
GGCGUGGCCAGGACAGGUGAGCCGGGAGGGGGCACAGAGAGGCAGAGGGGAUCGUGCGCGACACUCCGCCGCCGACACCGGCCAGCGCAGACACGCGCGCGGGACGAGCGCAAGAGAGAUCUCGGUAUCUAUUGAAAAGUGUCCACGGAGCGUCCCGAGAACCCGGCCGGGAGGGGAAAAAAUUGGGGUGAGUCCGAUCCUCCGCGGCGGGGCGUCGAUCCUCUGUAGAUGGGGGUUCUGACUAGUCGGCUGGGUCCCAAAACUGAAGCUCACCAGGAAUUUGGAAAUUCAAAUCCCCCCCCCAAUUUCUCCUUCGAAACUUCCUCUCUGCUUCCCGGAGAUUUAAACACACACGCGGAGACCCCGAGAGCAGAAGUCGAGCCCCACAUAGCAAGCUGCGUGGGGGGUGGCUGGGUGGGAAUUUCCUUAAGGCUCUUUUUCCUCUCCACCUCCCCACUACCCCCCCCGGUCACCUGCUUUCCCCAGAUCCCUUCUUCUCCCCCACCCCCACUUCCCAAUAAGAGGUGAUGUUAUCAUGUUAGGACGCAAAAAGGCAUGUUGGGGAUAAGAUCGGGGCGGGCGUGAGCCGUUUUCCCACCCCAGUUUUUUAAAGCCUGGUUUUGUCGGGGGGAGGGCAAUCUUUUGGAAGUCACGCCCGUUUUUCUCUCUCCCUGGCUUCAUACCAGUGAAUGGAGCCAAUUGAUUGUAUGGGUAUAUUGCACUAUUUGUUUCUGUGGAUCGAGAGUUACGUUUCUGGGGAGGGGGAUGUUUCCCCUCUUUUUUGGGGGGGGGGAUCACUCCACCAUUCCAGGCCCUUUUGAGAGUGGAUGAACUCUGUCCCUCCUUUGACAGGUUCCUUGUUUACUCCCCCCCCUUCUUGAGUUUGAAGAUUCCCAGCUUGGGGGGCUAUUUUUACCAAUUCGCAAAGGUUUCCCAGCAACGUGGCUGGUGCCAGGGUAUUCCUGCCACGCCUGGGCCUUGGCGACUUUGGAGAGGUCAGGAUCCUCUCCACUGUUUAUCCUUUGCCCUCUCUGCGCUGUGGGUUGCACUGCCCUGGCAUAAACUGUGGGCAUGUUAUUGUGUGCAGUUCCCCCCCCCCCCAUCAUCAUAUGCCACCCACACCCCCUGUCACAAAAUCUUCUUGUCCAGCCAGGCAGGCAGGUUGCCAGGGGGUGGGCCGCGUGUGCCCGCCAAAAAGGCGUCGUUCAAAUAAUGGUGGAGCUGGUUUUAAUUGUUGGACCUGUUAGGUUUGAAUAGGGGUGAGACAUGACCAUGACUUGUCCUCGUCUGAGCUGGAGAUGGUGCUAAGGGCAGGUGGGCAUGGUUGAAGGAGAGCAGGCAGUGCCCCACGAGUGCCCAGUUGCUGGACUGUAACCUGGGGGGGGGGACUUUCUUAGGACGUGAGCUUCCUUGUUAGCUAGAGUUGCUGUCGGGCUUGGAUCCCACCUUGCUGCUGUUGCAGGAUUCCUUGCUUCCGUAUUUGACUCCAAAUACCUUAUCCCACUGAAGCUAAGACCCAGCCAUUCUUGUGAGCAAGAAGAAGCUGGGGUGGCACCUGUGGCUUCAGCGCUGCCAGGGAGGGAGGGGCCCAACUGGGAUCUUGUCCCAUGUGCCUCCAUCCCCGCUUCUCACUCUCUACCACCCGCAAGCGGGGAAUGAAUGGCAAGUAAGCAGAAAGCUGUUUUACCUGCCUGGCACGCGAGUGGUGAAAGCAGGCCUUGUCUCAAAUGCAGAAGUGCCCUUUGGAAUCCAAAGGGUAUGAUUCUUAAGGUGCCCGUUUUGCUUGGGUGCUGUGUUGGUAAGAAUUGAGUGGGUGGCUUCUCUUUUUUUCCCUUUUCCUUUUGGGCAAACUUUACUAGUUGGACUCUGCCCUCCCAAGUUACACCCAGCCCCACUGAUUACCCUUCCCUCCCUUAACAGGGAUGUGUGUAUAGGUGUGCUCACCUUGGCAAGACUGGCAGCACCCUGUGAGUUUCCUACAGGCAACUGGUUGGCCGCUGUGAGAUCAGGAUGCUGGACUAGAUGGGCCAUUGGCCUCAUCCGGCAGCUGGCCUCCUCUUCUGUUCUUAUUGGGAGCCUUGAUUCUUGGGGUGGGACUUUUGCUUGGGGUUUCUCCUGACUGUUCGGCUUUCCUCACCCUCCGGGGUGUCCUGAAACAAGUUUGUAAAGUUAGGACAAAGGGGGAGCUUCCUUCUCUCCCUCCUCCACUUUCAGUGGAAUGAAAUGCACCUUAUGGUCCAGAUGGUAAAAAAAAAAAGAGCAAUAUUAUUGGUAGCACUACAAGGAAAGUGCUUUAAACAUAUUAAAAUAAGGAGGAGUAUUCCUACUUUUAGGAAGUCUGCUUAACAUCGAAGUCGAUGAGUGAGAGAGUUACAAGGACGGGGAGAAAAAGGAAGAAAAAUGUGAUAAUUUGAAUCCAAUAACUGUUUUCUUUUCUGAAGUACAUAUAUUUUUUAUUGGCUCACUGAAUAAAACUUUCAAAUCGAUCAUGAUAUGACAAUGGAAGAUUCCUUAGCUAUGUAUUUUAAACUAAGGAAUCUCCCAUCAUAGCUGUGGUGGUUUCCGAGCCUGGCAAGAGUUGCUAGCUCCUAGAAAACAGCCCUUUCCCACUUUUGUUUCUUGUAAAUACAGCCCACAAGAAAGAGUCACCAUCCUCUGCCCCUUGACAAUAAAACUAUUCCAUCCGUCUUAUUUCAGCGUACAGAAUAAUAUAGAUGGCCCAUAUGGCCAAACAAGUCUGAUUGAUAAGACUGAUGAAUACAGUACUAUAAGCUAUUAUGUUCCAAUGUUGUUGGACUGGCAAUCUCUCCUAGGCUGGUGAGCCCGGUUAAUGACCCAGAUUAGCAACUCGGAAUCCAGAACUUGGAAGUGGUGGUUACUCCUGGAGACUGAACGCAGGGUGUGAUCUUGUCUGUGUGGCAUCAGAAUUUUGUGGGGUCUUUGACGGUUUUGUUCGUGUGGAUCUGACGUUCUCUUCUUCCUUAUCACAACACCUUAAUACUUUUUUAAACAUCAUUGAAAUAUGGAUAUUAGCUCAGUGGUAGUGUAUCUACGUUGCAUGGAGAAGGUCUCGGGUUCAGUUCUUUGGCAUCUCCUGAUAGGGCCGAGAAUGCUCUCUACUUGAAACCUGGGCUGCUACCAGUGUUUUCCAAACUUGGGUCCCCAGCUGUUUUUGGACUACAACUCCCAUCAUCCCCAGCUAGCAGGACCAGUGGUCAGGGGUGAUGGGAAUUGUAGUCCCAAAAAAAUAGUGGGCAACCCAAGUUUGGGAAACCCUGGUGUACAGAACUGGAUGUACCAAAGGCCGCUUUGCUAUGUUCCUAUAAGUCUCUGCUUCUUAUGCCGGCUGGGAGGUUGUCUCCCCCCAGCUAGAUUAUUUUAGCACUCUGAUUUUGACUUCUACCGGUAUGUUUAUAUUAUAUUGUCUAAGUAUAUAUAUUGUGAUUUCUGUUUCACAAAUAGGAUGCUCUUAAUAGUUCUAAAGGCUUCAGUUGGACACUGUCUCCAGAAAACCAGAGAAUUAGUGGUGAGCCGCAUCCAACUAAGUUAUACUCAGAGUAGACCCACUGGCCCAAUGUUAAUCAUGCCCAUUCGUUUUGCUGUGCCUACUCCGGGUAUGAUUAAGAGCUUGGAUGCAACCUCAUAACCACCCGUUCCGUCUCGACGUUCGGUCCUUCGCACCCACGCAGCACUCACUGCCCCAGUCGGGACGUGGGUCAUGUCCAUACCAUACAUUUAAAGCACUCUUAUGCCACUUGAACCAUCAGGGCUACCCCCUUGCCCCAAAGGAUCCUGGGAACUGUCAAGGGAAUUGUAGCUUUGUGAAGGUGAGAACCAUAGUUUCUAGGAUUGGCGGCCAAUCCCGCUUCCCAGGGAGCUCUGAGAAUUGCAGAUCUGUGAGGGCAAAGAUGAGGGGGUCGCCGAACAACUCUGCCCCCUGAGCAAACUACAGUUCCCAGGAUUAACAAGCAAUCUCCCUUCCCAGGGAACUCUGGGAACUGUAGCUCAGUGACCGAAUGACUUUCAGCCCCCUUGGCAAGCUACGGUUUCCCAGGAUUCUUUGGGGGAAGAAGAAUAAUUUGGCUGCUGAAGUAAUACAGUAAUAAGAAUAAUGAUAAUUUAUUAUUUGUACCCCACCCAUCUGGCACGAGAGCAUGGAUCGUAAGCUCUUCUCGUGUGUAAAGGUGGACACACAGUUCUUUGCCCACCUGCAUGGCAGAGGAGGAAGGGUGACGGUUCUUGACCUGCGGAGGCUGCGAGGCGAGCCAGGCUCACCCGCCUGUUUGCGCAGACCCACCUCCCUGAGGGCUCUGAACCGGCAGCACAAGGGUGAGCAAGGUGGGGAGGCAGCUAAGAAUACACCUGCGCCAUGUCCCCAGGUGUCCUCCUCAUGUGCCGGAGGUGGGGGGAGGGGGGGCUUGUGAGGCAACAAAGUGGAUUGUAGGUUGGCGUGUGUGUGUGUGUGUGUGUGUGUGUGUGUGUGGAUGGGGAAGAGCAAUAAAUAGCAGGCAAGGACGUGAGGAAGGUAAAUGCUGGGAUUAAGGCAUCCCAAAAUUAAACUGAGCCCCACCCCUGGUACCUCUUUGGCAGCCCGUCUUGGUUUUAACUCCCCCCCCCACACUUUUGUUUUGUUCGUUUGGUAAGAUUUGUGCACCGCUUGAUUGUUUUUUAAAAAAAGAGAAAAAGCCUAAAGACUGUGUACAAAAACAGUUAAAUGGUUCGAGAAGACCAAUCAACAACAAUGAUUUAAAAUAUAUUUUUUAAAAAAAUUUAAUUAGAAUGACGGGAAGCUGGGUGUUAUUCAGCCACGCUUUAUCCCUUAAAAGUGAUAUGCGUGAUUAAGGCUCAUUAAUUUCAGUGGGUGCUUGUGAGAGAAACGUAACUGAAUGUCACCAGCUUUUCCAUAAUGAUGGCGUUUUGUGCUGGCUGACUGGUUAGGCUUUCUUCUGAGCAUGUGCAGAGUAUCAGAUGCAGUACUUAUUUGCCUCAGACACCAGCCUGUUUGUGUGCGAAGAUGUGCACCUAGAAACGCAACUAAGCAGAUAAAAUUGCCACUGUGUGUGUGUGAAUAUUCUGAUAUCGCCAGCUACACUUGCAGUGUAUUUUGCUGUAAAGCCCUCAGUUCAUUUGCAUGCAUUAAGAGGGAAAUGCAGAUUUUAAAACGAUCCUCAGAGCAUGCGCUAAGUUCCCUUCCUUUCUUCUCUGAUAGAGAGCGGGUGUCGACUAAGCAUGGUUUUGAAACAGCUGUGUCGAAACCCAGGUUUCCAGCUGCAUCACUGCUUGAGACUCGCACUUAGUAUUUUUUUCUAAUAAAAAGAAGAAAAAGCCCUGGGAUGUGGGAGGGGGCGUUUACACUUAUGGCCUAUUUUUGGCCUUGCUUUUCGCUUAGCUGGGUGGUCUCGUGGGUUGAGUCUUUGGGGACUCCUUCCCUGCUUCUUGCUCCUGCAGCCUGGGCAGAAAUUCAACAGGUGCAGCAUUCCCCUCCCCACCAACCCAUGUCCUUCCUGAAAGUUUUGCUUUUUCUAUCUGUUAAAAGGGUGUGGGUGUGUGGGUGUUUUGCUGGUGACUCCAAAUGCCAGGUUUGAAACCGCUGACGGGCGAGGAGGUUGGGGUUUCGGAGGCCCGAGGGACGGCCAGUGAUGCAACAGGGUCCGCCACAAUGUCUGCCCGCUCUCCGGCCUGGCUGGUGCUCCGCUUUCUGCUCUUGGUUUUGGAGCCGUGGCCUAGUUGGGCCGGCUGCGCCCAACGUGGCCUGGUUGCCGUGGGAGCCUCGGCUUCUGCUGCGAGGCGGGAGCAGCCAUUCCGCCUCGCAGCAGCCAGCCUCCUCAGGGGGAGGCUGAUGAAACCGUGGAGAAAUCUCCCUCCGUGUGCCGCGCCCUGUUCUCUGCUGGAGGUGCCCCCCUCCCUCGCCGCCCCAGGGUGGGGGACGACGCUGCCCCUGAGCUCCUCCGCGCUCCAUGGCAACCCUGCGUGGCACACAUCCCCGGCCUGGCUGCCGUACCCCAGGCGAGGCCUGUAACAGGAGCCUGGCUUGGCAGGGGGAAACCUGCGACGAACUGGGCGCAGUGCCAACCGGUUGGCACAGCCGAGCCGAGGGAGGGCGAGGAGGGCUCGCCCACCAACCUUUCCCUUUCUUUUUUCCUGCAGCUUCCUUGGGAGCACCAAACAGUUUGCGUGCUGCUGCUGCCGCUGCUGGUGCUACCCCCCCCUGCCCCCAGCACCAGUGCCAAGGCGACUUGGCGAAGAAAAAAGUACCGGUUGCCAGUACUUGUGCCACUGUGCCCGGCUGAAGGAGGCAAUGGAAAGGCAAGGGGGAGAAUCCUGUUUGCAAACUGAUAUUUGAGGGGGCGCUUGUUUCUGUGCGCAAAGAAAGUGGGUAGCCUCCCCUGGCAACAGUUGGUAUGACUUGGCAAAGUUCCCCUCCCUGGGGUGGCGGGUGGGGUGGGGUGGGGGGAGAGAGAGAGCAGGUGACGAGUCGGAAGCAGAAGUGGGUCAGGCCUUGCUGCUGUGCCGGGGCCGGGCAGGGCUCGGCGGGCACUGUUGCCACAACCCUCCUGACACUUCAGCUGCUCUUUCACCAGCCACAUGGGCACCGGAUGGGGUGAGGCAAUGGGAAGCCCCGAGGAUGACUUGAUUGGGAUCCCUUUCCCAGAACACAGCAGUGACCUGCUGGGCAGCCUCAACGAACAGCGCCGGAGGGGAGUUCUCUGCGACGUGACCUUACGGGCCCAGGGAUCGGAGUACCGGACCCACCGGGCAGUUCUGGCAGCGUCCAGCCGCUACUUCCGGCGGCUCUUCGCGGGGCCCGGCAUGGGCGUCUGCGAGCUGGAUUUUGUGGGGGCCGAGGCACUGGGCGCCCUGCUGGACUUUGCCUACACUGCCACCCUGACCAUCAGCACGGGCAGCCUGGCAGAGGUGCUGCGGGCCGCGCGCCUCCUCGAGAUCCCCUGCGUCAUCAAGGCCUGUGUCGAGAUCCUGCAGGGAAACGGCUUGGAAGCACCCGUCCCUGAUGACGCCGCCCGCGAGCGUGCCCACCGCUACCUGGAGGCCUUUGCCACCCUACCCAACGCCGAGGGUGACCUGCCCGAGCCGCCCGUCUACCCGGCCCCCCGCCGCAGCAAGAAGAUCCGCAAAUUCCUACAGGCCAAGGGCUCCCGCCUCAACAACCACCUCGCCGAGCUGUCGCAGUCGCCGUCCCCUUCGUCGACGGGGACGCAGGAGCGGCCGAGCCCCCCCAGCCAUGCCUCUCCGGUGCCAGUCCUCGCGCACCCCCACGAGGACGAGGUGCUGGCGCCCUCUCGCGCCUUCCCGUACCCGUACGCCCCCGGCCUCUCGCCGGAAGACCUGGGCUCGGACGAAGAGGCCACCGAACACGACAUCAUGUCCUACAUGCGGGCGCUCAACCCGGAAGUGCCCUCCCUGGGCCUCGACCCCCCGGACAAGCUGGUGCGCAAGCGGCGCUCGCAGAUGCCCCAGGAGUGCCCCGUCUGCCACAAGGUCAUCCACGGCGCAGGCAAGCUGCCUCGCCACAUGCGCACCCACACCGGGGAGAAGCCAUUUGCCUGCGAGGUCUGCGGGGUCCGCUUCACACGGAACGACAAGCUCAAGAUCCACAUGCGUAAGCACACGGGAGAGCGCCCCUACUCCUGCCCGCACUGCACGGCCCGCUUCCUGCACAGCUACGACCUGAAGAACCACCUGCACCUCCACACGGGCGCCCGUCCCUACGAGUGCUGCCUAUGCCACAAGGCCUUCGCCAAGGACGACCACCUGCAGCGCCACCUCAAGGGCCAGAACUGCCUGGAGGUGCGCACCAGGCGCCGGCGCCGCGGGCCCGAGCCCGACUCCUUGCCUGCCGCGGGGACGCCCUCGGCCGACCACGACUUGACCAACGGGCAGGCGGAGGGGCUGGGCCUCUCGCUCGCCCGCGGCUACUGGGAUCCGGCCCGCGCCCAGCAAGCCCUGUCUCCUCACGUCAAAGAGGAGGAGGACGAGGAAGAGGAGGAGGAGGAAGGCCUCGAGGAGGGAAUGGCGACGGACGACGGGCCGGCGGCGGAGGCAGAGGCGGAAACGGCGUAGGCUCCCCCCCCCAGACUAGGCCUCAGGCCUUCUUUGCUUUGGCCGUUGCCACGGCGACUCCGGGGACUAGGCCGUGGUCCAGGCCUGGAUGCACUAUUUCCCCACCCUUUCUGUUGCCGCGGCGACGGAGACGAGAUGCACUAUGACCCGCCCCUCCCUGGCGCACUGAUUUGGUGCCUUUAGCAGCCCCUCAAAGGUGUAAGGGGGCAGUUAAUGAACCAAAGCAGGUGGGGUUGGGGUGGUGGGAGGGCAGAAAAGCAAGGGAGAGGGUUCAUAUGCUCAGGAUCAAUGAAAUAAGCAAUUAAAUAGGGGUAGCGCUAUUUGGGAGGGGGGUGGCGUGGGAGGGAAUCCUGAUUUUUUCCCCUAAGAAAACAAGAGAAUUAUAUAACUUUGGGAAGGGGGGGAGUGGUUGGUGGCCCCCCCAGACCCUGCACUUUUGGGGGGUGCUCUGACCCCCACAUUAGGGAGGCUAGGAUGGGACGACUAGAUUUAUUUAUUUUUCUUAAGGCGAAAAUGUCAGGUUGAGGAGCUUUUUAGGAGUGUGCCAGGUUUCCUGGCUUUGAUCCCUGCAGAAUUUUAUUUCUGAGGAGGCAGGAGAAAGAAAAGAAGAUCUUUAUAUUAUUCUGGGCCCAGAGACUGGAACCUGCUUUUUGAGGAGGGGGUGAGGGGGAGGCCCUUACCUUUGCAUGGUGGGGAAGGGAAAGCAGGGGGUGUUUUUUCCACACCACCCAGGGACGGUGCCUGCUCCCUAUAUCGACUGCACCUCCUUUUUUGCACAGAGAGCCCCCUGCUCGGCCCUCGACGCUUCCUGGUGGCGUCCUUGCACAGUGCAAUGGGCUGGUCCCAGCAGCAACCCGUCCCCCCCCCCAGCUUGUUUUUUUGGGGGUAGGAGGAUGCCCCCGAAACAAGGCUUCUGACCCACAUCCCCAUAGCUCUUCCACACCAAGACCCAGAACUCCUUGCAAGAAGAUUGGUUUUAGCACUUGGCGGGGGACGGACCAUCAACUUGGGGUUUGCCUCCUCCACCCAAAAAAACCCCUCCCCACAGAAGUUUCAUUCCACAGCAACAGGUGUCAGGUAAACCUUUGCACAAAAAGGCAACGACCCCGUUGUGUUGACACAACACCCCCCACCCCACUUUAAUUUUCCUCCUCCACCAUUGCACUAGGGUUUUUGCCUGCAAUUUGAGGGCGGGGAGGGUUCGGACUGACACACUCCUCGGUGGUGGUUAGGAAUCAGGUCUAACCCCUCACCCCCAUUUGCACAUUCCUAAAAUUUCUGGGGGCCCCCUCAUCUCUCUGGAGGGGGCAAAACAGCCGGUGGGUUGGGUUAGAGAGAGGUGGCGUUUGGGGAGCACAGGGGAAAGUCCGUCCCUAGAGUAUUAGCACAGAGUUUAAUCUAUAUUUAAGAGAUGAUGUAAUAUAUUAUUCCCCCCUCCCCAAACUCUGCUUUCCCUUCCACCCCCAACCCUGUCGCAAUUCCCCCCACCCUCCCCGCAGGUGUUUUUUUGGGGAGCCUCUCGUUAGGUGAAAAGAGGGAGGGCGGGUCUCUGGUGAGAGCCCCAUGUCGUCUUCCCUUUUUUUAAAAAAAAGUGCCUGUAUGUUUAAACUUGAAUCUUUAGCCUACUUGAAGUGCAAAGAAAAACCGCUUCUUCCACCUUACCCUGCAAUACCUCAGCUACACCUCACCCUGUCUUCCCUGUCUGGAAAAACCCCUCCUCUUAGACUCUUCCUGCAGCAGCGAUUUGGUGAUUUGGGGGGGGGGGGGGACAGCUGGAGAUAAAUGGGAAAAAAACACUCCCCUCAUUGCCUUUCUCUGGGCGCGCUAGCAAAAAUGUGCAUAUUUUCCCAGAUGGCUGUGGGGGCAGGUAUGUGGAAAAGACGGAUGGGGUGUUCACCUUCCCGCCCAUUUAAUUUGUUUUUUAAUAUUAUUAAUGUGCUGGUAUUCCCGGUGACUGUUGUCCGUUGAGGCUGCUUGACAAUAAAAAAGGAAAGCAGGGGAAAUUUUGGGUUUGCGUUGGUGUCUGUAGCCUUGCCUUCAUGGUCAAAAAUUCUCCCAGAAAAGGUGGAGCGAGGUGGCUUGCAUUACCUGCUGCACGUGGCAUUACCUGUGCCAGGAGGUGCCACUAGGCCGGCUGCUGCCACAUUGUGUGUGCAGUGCUUUUUUCUAUUAAAAAAAUAUGUUUAGGGGUACUCUAACCACCAUUUUAUAGUUCAACCACCAUUUUAUAGUUCAAAUCGGGGGAAAUAAAUACAGUAAAUGGACAAAAGUACAAAGAAUCACAAAAUGUUUAGGGGUAUAUGUACUAUGUCCCCCCAGAAGAAAAACAAAAGCACACACGCACACACACACACACACACACACACACACACACACACACACACACACAAUACACAUCAAUAGGAGUAUAGCAUCUAGAUCAAGGGAAGUAAUAGUACCACUGUAUUCUGCUCUGGUCAGACCUCACCUGGAGUACUGUGUCCAGUUCUGGGCACCACAGUUCAAGAAGGAUACUGACAAGCUGGAACGUGUCCAGAGGAGGGCAACCAAAAUGGUCAAAGGCCUGGAAACGAUGCCUUAUGAGGAACGGCUUAGGGAGCUGGGCAUGUUUAGCCUGGAGAAGAGAAGGUUAAGGGGUGAUAUGAUAGCCAUGUUCAAAUAUAUCAAAGGAUGUCAUAUAGAGAAGGGAGAAAGGUUGUUUUCUGCUGCUCCAGAAAAGCGGACAUGGAGCAAUGGAUUCAAACUACAAGAAAGAAGAUUCCACCUAAACAUUAGGUAGAACUUCCUGACAGUAAGAGCUGUUAGGCAGUGGAAUUUGCUACCAAGGAGUGCGGUGGAGUCUCCUUCUUUGGAGGCCUUUAAGCAGAGGCUUGACAGCCAUCUGUCAGGAAUGCUUUGAUGGUGUUUCCUGCUUGGCAGGGGGUUGGACUGGAUGGCCCUUGUGGUCUCUUCCAACUCUAUGAUUCUAUGAUUCUAUAUACACGUCUUGCACAAAUUCCUGCCCUGGAAGGGAAAAUAUGUGGCGAGCAAAACUCCUCCUCCUUCUACUACUGAGGGGUGACCAUGCUUUUUGGCUGUGGCUUCCACAUGGGGAUGUGGGAGAGGGUAAUAAUUAUAUCCAUGUAGCACCUCCAGCAAAACGCCGCAGGGAUUCGAGUGGCAAGAGAGGAGAUUCUUAUUAAACCUUAGGAAGAAUUUUUUUGACUGUGGGAUGGAGCACCUCAGAAGCUGGUGGACUCUCUAUCGGACGUUUUCAAACAGAGCCUGGACAGCCAUCUGUCAGAUACUUUAGCCGCAAUUCCUGCACUGUGCGGCCACUGAGAAUGCUCAGUCCUCACUGGACUGAUUUUAGGGUAUUCCUAGGGUAUUCCACCACGUCCCUUAAAGGUAAAGGGACCCCUGACCAUUAAAUCCAGUCGCGGACGACUCUGGGGUUACGCCGCUCAUCUCACUUUUACUGGCCGAGGGAGCCAGCGUUUGUCCGCAGACAGCUUCCGGGUCAUGUGGGCAGCAUGCCUAAGCCGCUUCUGGCGAACCAGAGCAGCACACGGAAACGCCGUUUACCUUCCCGCCGGAGCGGUACCUAUUUAUCUACUUGCACUUUGACGUGCUUUUGAACUGCUAGGUUGGCAGGAGCUGGGACCGAGCAAUGGGAGCUCACCCCGUCUCGGGGAUUCGAACCGCCGACCUUCUGAUCGGCAAGCCCUAGGCUCUGUGGUUUAACCCACAGCGCCACCUGCAUCCCAUACCAUGUCCCUUAGGCUUUUCCUAAAUACCUCUCAGGAUGUGUGUGACAUUUUGGCAAACCAAGAUUCCCUCCUGCUUGCGGGUGGAUGGUGCAAUUCUGACUGCUUAAGGACCAGCAUGCCCUGGCUGUAUAUUGAAAAUAGAAGGCACUGAUACCUAAUUUAUUGCCAUACAUACUUCCUCUCUUUAUGGGAGGUGACAGAACCUCGUUCUCUGCCUCCCUCCCUACUUUUUUGGGCCAGACCUCUUUUCACUUUUCACCUCCUCCAGCUCCUCACCGCUGCUGGUCUCCACUUCCUUCUGGUAGCUGAAAUCGAGGCUGCUGGAAGUGGGGGGAGGGGGGAGAAAGGGGUGGGUGAUAUAGGAAAUCUCAUUUAAUUUUAAAUGGUUUCAUAGCCUCACUUUUCCCGCUCGCCCGAGGUGCUUGAAGCUGCUUGCAAAGGGACGUCUUAAAAAUGAGACGAUCUCGGCAGAAUAAUUUUAAGAAAUGAUUCAGGCUUGAUGAGGGGUUUUUUUUUAUAAAAAAAAAACCCUCUGUAAGGUCAAGGUUUGCUUCCCACACCACCUUCUGUGGGGGGCAUGUGGGGGGCAGAACCAGAGGCACAUUGGGUGGAGCAUUCCAGAUGCUCAGAGGUUGCUACAACUAUGCACACGACUUCCCCCAUGGCAUCCAACAACACCUGGAAGAGCCGAAUUUCCCCUUCCCUGGUGUAUUCUCUGCUGUCAUGAGCUGUCCGGCAGGCAGGAAUUCAACAGGCGCAGUUGUGGCUUUGGCACGCCCCUUUGUGGCUGGGCCACAGUGCUGCCGGUUGACUGCCUGUCUGUCCCACAACUGCCAAUGGCACAAAACAGUGUUUGGGAUGAACAACGGCGGCUCUUAAUGGGGGGGGGCCUCUGCUUUGGGUUCAUUCCCUGGCAUCUCCAGGCCAGGCUAGGAUAGACUCCCUAUCUGAACCCCUGAAAAGCCCCUGCUUGCCGGUGCGGGGCACAGAUUGCAGCUUUCCUGUGUUACUGUUUUGACCAGCCCAGAACCCUGAGGACUGGCAUCUUUGUUUUAUUUCUAGAGACAAGGCCCCAGAGCUCCAGCUCCUGGGAGCUCCUAGGUGCCAGCCCUCCCAGUGGGCUGCGAAAGAACUGCUGGCAGUCAGUGUAGACAGUAUUGAGCUAGAUGGCCCCAAUGGUGUGACUCCUGGGAUAAUAAGGCACUUUCCCACGAUGCCUUGCCCUCACCUGGAUGUCGACCCCGAGGAGCCGUCUUCCUCAGAGCUGCUAGAUGUGUCGUCGUCGUCUUCGCUGCUGCUGCUGCUGCUGCUGCUCCCUUCCUGCUCCUUCAGCUGCUCCAGGAUCUUCUUGGCCAGUUCAGGGGGUAACCGGCGGCAGCCCCCGCGCCCUUUCACGGCCCGCUCGAUCCGUGCCCUCAGCAGUCGCCGCUGCUUCUGCCGUUCCUUGUCUGGCGACCCGCUGAGCGACUGCACUGCCUUGGUCCACAGAGCCAUGGCCUCUUCGUCGCUGGAAUCCCUGGAUGAAAGAGAAGGGCUGUGUGGCUUAGUGAGUGGAGCACCUGCUCUGCAUGCAUCUCUGGGUAGGACAGGGGGAGGCACACUGCCUCAAAGUCUCGAGAGCUGCUGCCAGUCUCAAGACUGGCCAAGAGGGACCAGCGGUCUCACUGGGUGUGAGGUGACUUUCUAUGAUUUUUUUGGUUUUGGUUUUUUUUUAAAAAAAUUAUCACUUAUUUUUACAUCCAUAUGUAAAAAUGAGGGGGCGCUCAAGGUGGCAUACACUCCCCAGAAGCUCAGUCGGUAGAGCAUGAGACUCACAACCUCAGAAUUGUGGGGUUCGAGCCCCACGCUGGACGAAAGAUUCCUGUAUUGCAGGGGGUUGGACUAGAUGACCCUCGUGGUCCCUUCCAACUCUGCGAUUCCACAAUUCUACGAGGUAGGUUAGGCUGAGAAGCGGUGACUGGCCCAGGGUCACCCAGGAAACAUCCUGGCAGAGUGGGGAUUUGAACCCUGGUCUCCCAGGUCCCAAUAGUGUAGCGAUGGGUUGCCAGUACCUGGGGCAAGGCAAGUAUUGCGCCCCAUAACCCAUGGUUCCUGUCAGGGCCGGACGGCAGCAGCAAUGGUGGCGGAGAAGGGUCUUCUCAGCAGGGAGAAGGAAGCUGGGGAGGGGACAGGAGCAGUAGAGGCCGUUUAUUUUAUUGUUAUUAUUAGUUUCAUGAAAAUUUUACACUGCU